Molecule: messenger RNA, 3216 nt
Organism: Penicillium concentricum
Lineage: Eukaryota; Fungi; Ascomycota; Eurotiomycetes; Eurotiales; Aspergillaceae
Product: cation-translocating P-type ATPase
Exons: 2
Coding region: 1-3216 (1071 amino acids)
Biological process (GO): intracellular potassium ion homeostasis; proton transmembrane transport; intracellular sodium ion homeostasis
Cellular component (GO): membrane
Molecular function (GO): ATP hydrolysis activity; ATP binding; P-type sodium:potassium-exchanging transporter activity
Source: RefSeq, a predicted model, not a curated record
AUGAAUCCAGACAAAAACGACGUCGACGUCGAGUCGGAGGGCGAAAAGCUCAAAGAUGAUGACCGCACUGGACGCUCCACGAAGAUCACCUUUGAGGAGGGCUCUUCCGCAGAGGGACUGCGGUCUAUUUACCAGCCGACUCAGGUCACUCGGACCCGCUCGCUGAGCCGUGAUACUAUUCGCAGCAACAGAAGCAGUAUGCAGGGAAACGCUGAACUGCCAAUUGAGUUCCGAACCCUCGCCAUUCAGAUCUCGGAAUCCCAGAACGCCCCCAAGGAGGCUAUCGUCGAUCCCCCAAAGGAGAAGCAGCCACACCAAGACUACUUCGAGAGCUUGGACUACCACGUCAUCUCCACCGAUAAACUGUGUCAAGAAUUCAAUGUCGAUCAGCGUGUUGGAUUAAGCUCGUCCGCUGCAGCCACCCGUUUGCAGCGGGACGGUAAAAAUGUCAUCGCCCACCAUCGCGAGAACUAUCUCAAGAAGAUCUUCUGGUACAUCUUUGGUGGAUUCUGUUCCGUUCUUUGGGUUGGUGUCGUCGUCUUCUUCAUUUGCUGGAAGCCUCUCAGCUUCUCAGCUUUCCAAGAUUGGUCCACUGCACGGGUCAUGAACUCCAUCCUUGGUCUCCUCCCCGCAGAAGCUAUGGUGCUGCGGGACGGGAAACUCAUCCAUCUCCCUGCCUCGGAUCUGGUCGCCGGUGACAUUGUUCAAAUUGCAAUUGGAAACAAGGUCCCGGCUGACAUGCGCCUCUUGACCACCUCCGGCGAUGUUCGCUUUGACCGUGCUAUUCUUACAGGCGAGUCGGAUGAGAUCGAAGGCGCCAUUGAUUGCACUGAGAACAACUUCUUGGAGACCCGGAACAUUGCCCUCAUGGGAACCGGUGUCACUAAUGGCAAUGCUAUUGGUGUUGUUGUUCUUACAGGCUCCAACUCUGUCAUGGGCCGCAUUGCGUCCAUGACAGCCGGUGUCAAGCAAAAGACAACCUUGAUUCAACGCGAGAUCAACCGCUUCGUUACAAUUAUUGUCGUUCUUACAGUCGUACUAGUUUUGCUCAUCGUUUUCACCUGGCUGGGAUGGCUGAAGCGGGAUCACCCUAGCUACAUGAGUGUCGUCGCCAUGCUGAACAAUGCCAUGGGAAGUGUGGUUGCCUUCAUCCCCGAAGGUGUGCCAGUCGCUGUGGCAUUGACCCUCAUGAUGGUUGCCAAGCGGAUGAAGAAGAACAACAUUUUGCCCAAGGGACUGGCAACCGUCGAGACCUUGGGCUGCGUGAAUGUCCUCUGCUCCGAUAAGACUGGUACUCUCACUCAGAACCGCAUGUUUGUCAAGUCGCUCGGAAUGGUCGACUGGGAAUACAGCCUCGAGGAUCUGGCUCCUGGCGAGUUCGGAACCGUUGAUCUUCCCGAAGGCCUGCGAAACAUGCUGCGCGCAUCUGUUCUGUGCAAUGACGCCGUCUUCGACCCGACUACUAUGAACUUGCCUGUUCAUGAACGUGAUGUCAAUGGCAAUGCUACCGAUGCCGCCGUUUUGAGAUUCGGUGACAGUGUUGGAAUGACCAACCCGACUGCCCUGGCUCCAUAUGAACGUGUGCACCAGAUUCCAUUCAACUCAAGGAACAAGUGGAUGCUCACCCUGCACCGUGACCCCAAAUCUACCAAGGAGUUCCUUCUCUACGUCAAGGGAGCCCCAGAUGUGCUGUUGGAUCGCUGUGCUACUUACUGGUCUGCUACUCAUGAUGCAGUUCGUCCUCUCGAUGCCGAAGCACGCGAAAAAUUCUCCAACUACCAGGCUAAACUAUCACGCCGCGCAGAGCGUGUGAUUGUCAUCUGCCAACGUCGCUACAUUCCCAAGUCUGCCCCUGGCUCGAACGAUUUCAGCAAUGAGAUGCUCGAGUGUGGUGUGCAGGAUCUCACAGUCCUCGGUAUCUUUGGUAUUAUUGAUCCCCCACGUCCUGAGACGGCCUCAACAGUCGCAGCUUGCCGCAAAGCCGGUAUCCGCUUCUUCAUGGUUACUGGUGACUUCGGAUUGACCGCUGCUGCCAUCGCUCGUGAGAUUGGAAUCUUCGACGGACAAGCUGAGCCAGACACCAUCGACGAUCUCAAGGAUGGCCUGGAUCCCACAAUGGAAACCAAAGUCCCCCGCUCACGACACAGCCUGCUUCUUGAAGGACCCAGCUUGUCAUCACUGGGUGUGGACGACUGGGAGACAGUCUGCGGCUACGAAGAGAUUGUUUUCGCUCGCACCACCCCUGAGCAGAAGCUUCGCAUCGUGACAGAACUCCAGGGUCGUGGUUGCGUCGUUGCUGUAACAGGUGAUGGUGUCAACGAUGCCCCAGCCCUGCGCGCAGCCGACGUCGGCAUUGCAAUCGGAUCUGGCAGUGAUGUUGCAAUUGAGGCAGCUGAUCUCGUACUCUUGGACAAGUUCGACUCCAUCGUUGAGGCCAUUCGUCUUGGUCGCUUGGUCUUCCAGAACCUGCAGAAAGUCAUCGCCUACCUCCUCCCAGCAGGUAGUUGGUCCGAGAUUUGGCCUGUGCUCAUGAACGUUUUCUUCGGCUGCCCUGCACCACUCAGCACCUUCCUCAUGAUCAUCGUCUGUGUCUUCACCGAUCUGUUCGUCUCUCUCGCACUCAUCAUGGAGAAAGAAGAAUUCGACCUCCUCAGCCUUCCCCCCCGCCGUCCCACCAAAGACCACCUCAUCAACCUCCGCAUCUACGGCCAGUCCUACCUGUUCGUCGGUGUAAUGGAAGCCUUCAGCGCCCACGCCAUGUUCUUCUUCUACAUGUGGCGCCACGCCGGUAUCCCCUUCUCCGACCUCAUCUUCGCCUUUGAGAGCUACGGCGAGGGCUUCCACGGCUACACCGCAGACGAGCUGAACCACUUCGUCGCCGUCGGCCAGUCCGUCUACUUCGUAACCCUGGUCAUCAUGCAAUGGGGCAACGUCUUGUCCGUCCGCAGCAAGCGCAUGUCCCUCCUGCAAGCCGAUCCCAUCCGUCCAGCCCGUCGCAACGUCUGGCUCCCUCUGUCCAUUCUCAUUUCCCUCAUUAUCGCCAUCUUUGUCACCGAAGUCCCCGGUAUCCAGAACAUCUUCGCUACAGCCUCAGUCCCCAUCUUGUUCUGGUGCAUCCCGAUCGGUCUUGCAAUGGGUGUCCUCUGUAUGGAUGAACUGCGUAAGCUCCUCGUCCGACUCUUCCCCAAGGGCCCCGUUGCCCGGAUCUCGUGGUAG